This is a messenger RNA of Zasmidium cellare ATCC 36951, 408 nucleotides long. RefSeq lists its product as uncharacterized. Bases 1 to 408 code for a protein of 135 amino acids. The record is from RefSeq and is a predicted model, not a curated record. The transcript has 2 exons. Lineage: Eukaryota; Fungi; Ascomycota; Dothideomycetes; Mycosphaerellales; Mycosphaerellaceae.
AUGCCAAUGCCAUCGAAAGCCCCCGAUGCAGAAGAAGCAAAGCAAGGCGUGUUCCAAUAUGCCAAAGCAUGGGGAGAAAACCCCCUCCCAGCAACUCUCCUCGCAACCCUCAUAACCGCCCAACACAUGCGCCCCUUCCAAGCCCUCCCCAUGCUCUUCCCGCCGAUCCUCCUCUUCAGCAGCUACCUCAACGUGCAAGGUUUCCAGAAAGACAGCGCGGGCCUGACGAGCGCGUGGUCGAUGGCGUACUUCAUCCUGGCGCAGAGGAGGAGGACGCCGAUUAUGAGGAAGUUUGGCACGAGGGGGAUUGUGAGGGGUGCGACGUUGGGGCUUUGUGCGGUGAAUGCUGUUGCGGGCGGGUGGGCGUAUUGGCGGGGGACGAGGGAGGAGAAGGGGGAGGAGAAGUGA